AUGUCUGAACAAGGCCUGCCGCCCGCCCAGCAGGGCACAAAGCGCACUUUAUCCGGCUCCACCCGCCCCAAGCAUUCCAAGGCCCCGACCGCACAUCUUUCCCAGGCUCCGUCCGCCACCUCGCUUCUGCAGGAGGAGUCUCCAAUCACCCCCGAGAUCUUCGCCCACAUCGACGCCAUCAAGCACAUCGAUGACAAGCUGAUCUUCGAGCUCCUCCGGAGCGCUCGCUUCUAUGCAAGCAUUGGAGCUGGCUCAAGCUCAUCGGCCGACUCCAGCAGGCGCAACUCCACCGUGCCCAGCCUGUGCUCCGACAACCGCUCCGACAACCGCUCCUCAAUUGCCUCUUCCGCCAUGUUCUCCCUUUUCAGCAAGCCCAGCCUCGGCUCUCUGAGGUCUGCUACCUCGCAGUCCAGUUCUUCUAGUCUGUCCCGGAGCAAGUCCCACAUGGAACUUCGCCAGCCUUCCAUCAAGUCCGACCGCUCGGCCUCCUCGGCAAGCAACUCUUCUCUCAGCAGGUCGCGGUCUGUUCGCCACGACUCGGCAACCACCAUGGAGAAGCCGCUCCCUCCGGUGCCCAUGAAGGAUGCUCAAGGCCAGGCCGUGCCAUCACAGCCAACCAAGAACUACGCCUGCACUUUCUGCGACCAGACCUUCAAGCACCGUGCUUACUGGCUCUGCCACGAGGAGGAGCUGCAUGAGCAGCCCCGCCGCUGGACCUGCCCCGACUGCUACCGCAGCUUCUUCGCCGAGAAGAAGUACCGCAAGCAUCACUACGAAUCCCACGGCUGCUCUAGUUGCGGAAUGAAGAAGGAUGCCGAGCGUUCGCUGAAUGCCACUGAGCGCUGUUCCAUGCAGGGCGUCAUCGAGGGCAGGGAGGGCAAGCCCGUGCGCAACAAGACAUGUGCUGAGAAGGCCAUGCUUCGCGUUCACAACAAGAAGGCUUACGGCUGCGGCUUCUGCGUGACCUUGUGCCGCAGCUGGAGCGAGCGCUGUGAUCAUGUCGCCCGCCACUACGAGACUGGAGUUUCCAAGAACGAUUGGUGCUUCACAAAUGUCGUCAAGAGCCUGCUCCUCCAGUCCGAGCUAGCCAUUGCCUGGGAAAAGCUUAUGACUAAAGAGCACACCAUUGACAAAACCACCUGGCCGAACUUUGUCUGGGAUAAGCGUGAAGCGCGCGACUUGGUGCGCUCCAUGGAGCAGAACGGUAUGGUGCACGACAAGGUCAAAGAGAUCGCGCGCAGCGCCUACGACCACGCCCACAUUGAAGAAUCCAAGACAAUCGAAGAAGAUACGCCGUCUGUUUCAGCGGAAGUUCCACCCCCCAAGCAGGAGCCCCUUGAAGAGCAAAAUCCGACACCAGCCACCCAAUAUCUCCUUCCCAUGCCAACAGAGCAACGCCCGCACUCCACCCCCGUUCUCUCUCAGAAUCCGAUCCAGCAUCCAAUCCACCCGCACCACAGCACUUUCUCCGUUUCUUCCAUGCCGGACCCGCCCGCCUACACCGGCACUCAGCGUGCCUCGAAAGAGUUUGAGCUGCUCAGCCAAGCCAUCGACGAGCAGCUGGCCUCGGGUCCUUUUGUCGUCGACUUUGACUUCAACCCCCCCUGGGACCCCAUGCAGAUGUCGCCGCAGCAGCCCCCGCAUCAGGAGGACAUUGUCGCCUUCACCCACCCGGGCGCGUAUUCAGCCUUUACCGCCGCGCAUCCCGACAAAGGAGCGUGGCCGCUGUAA
Molecule: messenger RNA, 1731 nt
Organism: Lasiodiplodia theobromae
Lineage: Eukaryota; Fungi; Ascomycota; Dothideomycetes; Botryosphaeriales; Botryosphaeriaceae
Product: Zinc finger c2h2-type protein
Exons: 2
Coding region: 1-1731 (576 amino acids)
Source: RefSeq, a predicted model, not a curated record